AAAUAGAUUCCAUAGCAGAGAUUUUCAUGGCCUGAGAGCAGGACAAGUCUUUCUCAAACUUCCGUUCUUUGCCAUCAGACAGAAAAACUUCAUGCACAGUAGAUUGGUGCUGGGGGAUCUGUUUCUGAAAAACUAGAAGAAAAACUUGCUGAAUUAUUCAAAGGACCUAAUAAGUGUUUUUCCAGAUCAACAUCGCACCAUGUGGGUAACAAACUUGGUAUCACUUGUUUUUCUGGCCACGGCGACCUCGGCUGCCACCUCUGCGUCAGCAGACAAAGUGUUGAGCAAUCACGCCUCCAUCCUGGCUGAGAACAGUGCCAACCUGGCCUUCAGCCUCUAUCAAAACAUGGCAAAGGAGAAAAACAUGGAGAACAUCCUCAUUUCCCCCGUGGUAGUAGCUUCCUCUCUGGGUCUGGUGGCUCUUGGGGGAAAGGCCUCCACUGCCUCCCAGGUAAAAACCCUUCUGAACGCAGCUAAAGUUAAAGACGAUCAGCUGCACUCCGGUCUGACUGAGCUCCUGACGGAGGUGAGUGACCCUAAGACCCGCAACGUCACCUGGAAGAUUAGCAACUGCCUGUAUGGACCCAGCUCUGUCACCUUUGUGGAUGGUUUUGUGAAAAGCAGCAAAAAGCAUUACAACUACGACCACGCAAAGAUCAACUUCAGAGAUAAAAAGACUGCCGUUAAAUCCAUCAACGAGUGGGCGGCCAAGUCCACCGACGGCAAACUACCGGAGGUCACAAAGGAUGUGGAAAACACUGAUGGGGCCAUGAUCGUCAAUGCUAUGUUUUUCAAGCCUCACUGGGAUGAGCAAUUUCAUCAUAAGAUGGUGGACGACCGUGGGUUCCUGGUGUCCCCUAGCUACACUGUUUCACUGCAGAUGAUGCACCGCACAGGUAUCUAUGGCUUCUAUGAUGAUUCACCCAAUAAACUAUCCAUUCUGAGCAUGCCCCUGGCUCAUAAGAAGUCCACUGUGGUGUUCAUCAUGCCCUACCAUGUGGAGCCUUUGGAGAGACUGGAGAAGCUCCUGACCAAAAAGCAGCUGGAUAUGUGGCUGGGGAAGCUGCAGCAGAAGGCUGUAGCUGUUUCUCUGCCAAAAAUCAGCAUGGAAGUCAGUCACAACCUGCAGAAACACCUCCAGGAGCUGGGUCUGACCGAGGCUGUGGACAAAUCCAAGGCCGACUUUUCCAACAUCUCUGGGAAGAAGGACCUUUACCUGUCCAGCAUGUUCCAUGCCUCUGCCAUUGAAUGGGACACUGAUGGGAAUGAAAUGGAUACCAGUGUUUAUGGCUCAGACAAACUCAAAAACCCCAAACUAUUCUACGUCGACCACCCUUUCAUUUUCCUCGUGAAGGACCAGAAGACGAGCUCCAUCCUGUUCAUCGGCAGGAUGGUCAAACCGAAGGGUGAAAAAAUGAGAGAUGAACUGUAACCAUGGGCUGACCUGGAUGUUUGAGAUAAAUGUCUGACUGCAUGAGUGUAGAUUUUUUAAACUGCAGAAUGCUGAGAGAUACAGAGAAUGAAAUGGAUGUUUGAUGCUGCAUGAGUGCACUCCUUUAUGUCACAUGCUGACAGCAUUCCAUAGCACACAGACAGGAUGUGUUCAACAUUUUCCUGUGUUUCAGGAAACAAAGCAAUAUGCGCACUGAAGAUUUUUAAAUAACAUGUAAUAUUAGUAGUUUUUAAAACCAGCAGAUUAAAGUAUAAACUAAUGACUUACAUUAAAAACUUUCCCGUUGAGGCAUAUUUAAGUUUUUUUUAUUCGCAUUUUCUGCCCAAAAUGUUAAAGGCAGUUUUUUUCUGUUUGUGAGUCAUGAAUUUGUGCACAUAAAAUUGUGUCUGUAAUUAUCAAAUCUUAAAAUAAUUCAUCUUCGUAUCAUUGCAUUCACACAGUAACAGGUCCCACUGUUUUUGGGUCUUAGUAAUGAUAUACCUGGUGCACACCCACCAAAAAACAUAUUUAUGGCUGAUUUAAUAAGUUUGAUCUGUUCUUCAUACGUGUGCUUGUGGUUUGAUGAUACAAAAGAUGAAUGGUCUGUGUUUUGUUUUUAUUAAAAGUGUGGAAAAGAGAGUUACUUUAAAACUAGACCCUUUCUCUUGCGCAUACUAUGUGACUCAUGUUCUGUCUGCUUGCAGUCCAGUGGCUUUUGUGUCUGAAAUAUUUAAUAUUUAAUGUCCACCCUGCUCUGCGUCAACAAAGGGUGCAAUUGGCUUUACAUUUCAUACAUUAUUUGGUGAAUCCCAAUUCAUAAAAUUAAAAUAUUUUCACACCAGCCAAAUAUUUGUGUACAUCCUGUUGGAUGGUGCAACUGCUGAAGUGAGUAAAACAUUUGCUAAAAGCUGCAUUAACAACCUCCCACAUGAGUGUUUUCCCUGGUUUAUUGUUGACAACAGCUCCAUAAACAGGUAAGAAUGAAUAAGUUCAUUAUCUAACGGGGAAAAGCUAUGAUGGGAUUUAAAUGGUUUAGGACUAGGCUUGAGGUCAUAGUACCUGCCAUUGUUAUAGUGCAUUCUUGCACAUUUUUAAAUUGAUAACACCACCUAGAGGACAUCUGGAUUUAUUACAUAGCAAUGACUAUCCCGAAAUAAAAUAACUGCAUAAUUUAUGCAAAAAAUUUUGCUUCUCACCUUCUACUUUUGUUGUAAUAAU
Messenger RNA from Melanotaenia boesemani (Boeseman's rainbowfish), 2650 nucleotides. RefSeq names its product serpin peptidase inhibitor, clade H (heat shock protein 47), member 1a (gene serpinh1a). The transcript has 5 exons. The record is from RefSeq and is a predicted model, not a curated record. Gene Ontology annotation, biological process: collagen fibril organization; negative regulation of endopeptidase activity. Gene Ontology annotation, molecular function: serine-type endopeptidase inhibitor activity. Gene Ontology annotation, cellular component: endoplasmic reticulum. Bases 200 to 1432 code for a protein of 410 amino acids. Lineage: Eukaryota; Metazoa; Chordata; Actinopteri; Atheriniformes; Melanotaeniidae.